Messenger RNA from Aspergillus fumigatus Af293, 261 nucleotides. RefSeq lists its product as uncharacterized. The record is from RefSeq and is a predicted model, not a curated record. The transcript has 3 exons. NCBI's taxonomy places the organism in Eukaryota, Fungi, Ascomycota, Eurotiomycetes, Eurotiales, Aspergillaceae. The coding region runs from base 1 to 261 and encodes 86 amino acids.
AUGGGUGGUGCUCCUGGAGUUUGGGUCAAAUCUCGUUUCUCAAUCUAUGAUAUCCCAGAAGAUAUUUAUUUCCGAAAUAGCCACAUAUAUGAAACAAUAUCACCCGAACCUCCCAUAUCCCCAAUUCCUCGUGCAUUCAGAUCUCCAAGCGCCCCUCGCGCCGUUUUAUCGCCUCGCUCCCUUCUCAAAAUCAAAUCGGGUAUCCAGGACGGGCGCGCAUUUGAUGAUCAAACGAUCCCGUCGGCUCCGUCAGUAAAAUGA